UCCUGCUGCCCUUCGGAUAUCGUCGUUCAGCAAUCAUGAGAUUCCUCUUUUUAAUCCUUGUUGUGACACCCGUGCUGGGAAGGGAAUUUCACAGCCACAUUCGCGAACGCAGACAAGCGCAGAAUCCCAAUUACCGAGCUUACAAUCAAGCACCGGCAGCGAUCAAACAGAUAUUAGCCGCACAGCAGUAUCGCGAUCCAAUCGUUCAUCUUCCACCACAACCGGUGCCAAAUUUCGCUCCUUCAACUCCCAUUGAGCCUCAGUACUUGCAGCAGAACCAGCUAACUCAGUAUCGACCGAACAUACAAAUAGGUCAAGCGCCUCAGCAGCCAACCUAUAAGCAGAUUCCCGUAAGACCAGCUCAAUACAAUCCGCCGCCCGGCGCCGCAGCUCCUCCACAACAAUACAAUCAACAAUAUCGUAACAACUACGCACCGCAGCCGCUGCCACAGCAGCAAGUUGGUCAGCCUAAUUAUCAGUAUUCCAGGAAUCUGCCGCCACAGCUUCAGCAGCUCGUGCAGAUUCAACAAAAUCUACCUAAUGCGAUUCCGCAAGGACAUCAAGGAUAAUCUGCCUAAUUAGGGUAUUAGGACGAUAUCUAUCUAAAAUCGCUGUUUCCUUCUUCCAAGAACGUCAAUCAUUUCUCAUGAAUUCAUAAUCUUUUCGUAAUCCUUAUAAUCCUAAAAUGCAAAAGUAACUGUUGUUUACUCUUUUUUGUGCUCUUAGAAUACAUGU
This is a messenger RNA of Cyphomyrmex costatus, 735 nucleotides long. RefSeq names its product mediator of RNA polymerase II transcription subunit 15. The record is from RefSeq and is a predicted model, not a curated record. Bases 36 to 569 code for a protein of 177 amino acids. The transcript has 3 exons. NCBI's taxonomy places the organism in Eukaryota, Metazoa, Arthropoda, Insecta, Hymenoptera, Formicidae.